Messenger RNA from Dimorphilus gyrociliatus, 1340 nucleotides. Lineage: Eukaryota; Metazoa; Annelida; Polychaeta; Dinophilidae. The record is from the annotation of a GenBank genome assembly.
AAUUUCCGAUGUAAACACAAUGUGUCCUUACAGAUAUGAAUUCCCAGACCCAAAAAUUAAUCGUUAUGACGAAGAACACGAGCUGCCAUAUCGAUGGAUCAAAUAUGGUCAUAGGUAGUGACGAGCUGACUGAUCCAAGUUCACCUGACAGUACGUCAUUCGACGAUCCAACUGAUCUUCUAAGUUCUGCUGUAACUGAUGAUGUUACCCAACAACUGGCAGCUGCCGGACCGGUUGGAAUUGCAGCAGCAGCAGCCAUAGCCACAGGAAAAAAGAGGAAAAGAGCCCAUCUUUUUGAAACUAACCCUUCGAUACGCAAAAGACAGCAAACGCGCUUGUUACGGAAACUUAAAGCAACUAUAGAAGAGUAUACAACUCGUGUUGGGCAACAAGCUGUCGUCCUAUGCUGCACUCCUGGAAAAUCAAACGGCUCUCAGUCUACUUUCAAAGUUUUUGGUUCCCAACCUUUAGAACAAGUAGUAAAGCAGAAUAGACAGCAAAUUAUGAGCGAUUUAGAACAAAGUUUAAAUCAGACUAUGCCAGCACAUGCUCAAGACACGCAUCAAUUGCAUGAACUACCACCUCUUGUCAUUGAUGGCAUACCAACUCCUGUUGACAAGAUGACCCAGGCUCAACUACGCGCCUUCAUUCCCGAAAUGCUCAAAUAUAGCACAGGAAGGAGUAAACCUGGAUGGGGUAAGAAGGAGUGUAUUCCUGUUUGGUGGCCAGAUGAUGUUCCUUGGGCAAAUGUUCGAAGCGAUGUGCGUACUGAUGAAAUGAAGAAAAAAAUAUCUUGGACGCAAGCUCUUAGAACAAUUGUUAAGAAUUGCUAUAAACAUCAUGGGAGAGACGAUUUGUUACCACAAUUCGAUGAUCAUCAUACUUCAACAUUGGUUGGUCAAACAACCGAAACCAUUACCCAUGCACCUGUAGUUCAGACGAUAACAGGAUCUGAUGGCAGUGUGCGAAUUCUCCAUGUUGUUCAAUUAUCAGAUGGCACAACAGCUCAAUUAGUCCCAGCCGUAGCAGCCUUGGGCGAAGCAACACAAGCAGCUCAGACAUUGACUGCUUCAGACAGUUCAGUUGAUAAUGGAGAACACCUAUCUCACCUACAGGACGGUCAAAUAGUAUUUGGUAGUGACUCAGAUAUGGUAGAGUCCUCUAUAAAUUCUGGUCAGGUCAGCAUGAUAACAAUACCUGUUUCAAUGUAUGGAACAAUGGUUAAUGGAUCAGCUAUAUCUGCUUUGCAAAUGUCUGAAGACGUAAAACCUGUAAUAGAAAAUGAGAAAAAGGUUCCCGAUGCAACGCAAGCUGUAGAAGUAAUGACCGUUACAACGUAA